This is a messenger RNA of Danio rerio (zebrafish), 2204 nucleotides long. Lineage: Eukaryota; Metazoa; Chordata; Actinopteri; Cypriniformes; Danionidae. The record is from RefSeq and is a predicted model, not a curated record.
UAUCUAUCCUUCAGAGUGUAAACGUGUCUUGACUAGCUGGGAGGUGUUUUUUUUUUCUUAACAAGGCUAAUGUUUGACUAGAAAGAAGGAGGUCCGAGAAAGAUUUCACUGUUUCUGGAUUACCAUUGAAUCAAGCAGUGCAGUUCGCAGGGAUUCAUGCCACUUUAAGAAGCGAACAGAAUCUACAUCGUCUUAUUGGUGGUCUGAGCACAGCUUUAAACAGGCCAUGGAGGUGCUGGUGCUUCUAGGCUUUGAGGCCACGAUGCCAGAUGAGUUAACCGUGCAUGUAGGGGAUAUAGUGAAGAACGUCUCCAAAGCCAAAGAGGAAGGAUGGCUGGAGGGAGAUCUGAGAGGAAAGAGAGGCAUGUUCCCUGGCAACUUCGUCAAGGAAGUGCCUGUUUACUUAAUAGGGGACAGCAACAGAGAGCCAAGAAGCAUUAGGAAAACAAAGAAAACGACGGUCCAGACGAGGAAAUGCGAGGUGGUUUUUCCCUACGUCCCCACACACGAGGACGAGCUGCAGCUGCUGGUCGGAGAGACCAUCGAGAUUCUCAGAGAGAUUGAAGAUGGGUGGUGGAUGGGAAAGAAAAAUAACCAAAUAGGAGCCUUUCCAUCCAAUUUUGUAAAGGAAAUUUUUGUCCCUUCAAAAGAUGAUGCCAAAGCCAGACCUAAGCUCUCUGGAUCGGUCUUCGGUAAAGAGGGAAAGCUACAACAGAGACCAAGUUUACGGAAAAAAACGUCAAACGUGAAAGAAUGCUGUCAGGUCAUGUUCGACUACGCUGCUGUUGCCGAAGACGAGUUGAACCUGAAGAAGGGAGACGUCAUAACAGUUAUCAACAAGUCCACUGAGGAUGAUGGCUGGUGGGAGGGGGAAGUGAACGGACGCAGGGGCUUUUUUCCUGAUAACUUCGUCAUGCUGAUCCCAGCGGAGACUCUUCAAACUGGGAAUGCGGGCCAAGCACCGGUGAGAAGUGGCUCAAAGAAAGAUUCAGAAAACCAGAUGCCAGUGAUGGACCAGAACAGCUCUGAUACGAAACCAAAGACGGAGACUAAAAUUGACAAACCAGACAAUAAAGACUUCCGAAGUGACCCACCUGGUAAAAUCAAGUUGCCUGGUCUGCACAAACCACCCGUUCCACCUCCACCAGUGAAGGACAAGGCCAUAAAGAAGGAUCCAAAAAAUGCUGAAGAGCCACAGAAACAACCGCCGCCUCCUUCUCCAGUGCACAAAGAGGUAAAAGACAUUAAGGAGGUUAAAGAUAAGACCCCUGACCAGUUUGAUGGUGUAGACGUGUCCUCAGAGAAACUGAGCCAUCCCACGGCCAACAGAGCUAAACCUCCACAGAGGAGACCACCAACAGCCCUCGCCACUGCUAUACAAGGUCCUGCUGAAACUGACUGCAGCAAACCUUCAGAGGAGAAGGAUGGAGCACCACAACAUAUUCCAGAGGCUACAGAAUCCCAGUCAGCACCUUCCAGUAAGACAGAGCCGGUGACUUCACCUUCUAAAAUCCAGACUGACAGCAGAUCAGCGGUUCAGGAGGACGGUGCGUCUCUGGCCUCGGUGCUAACUGAACUCAAGGAGCUCCGCAUGUCUCUGGAUCUGCUGAAAGCACAGCAUGAGAGAGACAUAAAGGAGCUGAAAGAAGAACUGAAAGACGAGACGGAGAAGCGCACCAGAUUACAGGACGAAGUGACUGCCUUGAGGAAAAAACAGUGACCAGCGAACAUCAGGAGAACUUCACAAUCUCAGUGAUCUUCUGAAUAUGGAUACAGAAAGACAGUAAUGCGGUGCUGAGUGGAAUGUGAAGGUAUGAGGAAUCAUAUAGAAAUCCAGCACUUGUGACUUGUUGAAUACUUCCUGGUUCAGCAGACCAGAAAUCUGAUCUCCAUUCAGACGGCAAUCAAACUACAACAACACCUCUUCUUUCUUACAUAAAUCAGCUCAUUUGGUUAUGGGAGCUCUCUCUCGGUUUGCUUCUUGAGACUCAUAUAUAUAUAUAUGUGCAUUUUGAAAUAUGUAAAUAUCAAAUACUGAAUGUCUUAUAUUUCCGUGGACAUUUAGGGUGAAACUAGGUCAUGUUUCAAAGUAUUUAACACUUUCUGUUGUUGUUGUUAUUAUGUUUCUGUUUUGUGGCUGUACUCUAUAGAAUCUCAAUCAAUAAAUAUUGGCAUUUAUAUUGCUAACAUGUUUUACUCCAAAA